AUGCUUAAACGUUCUUAUGUCUCGACGAUGAGCAGGCGCAGCUCGAGAAAUGGUCCUGGAAACGGCCUAGCCAGGCGCCCACGGAGCCCCUAGGCACAAACUGCGAUGAAGCUGCACCUACUAACGGGCCUCAGUAUAGGCCCGUUUGCGCCUCGACGGAGCGCGUACCGCGCCGUGCUCUCAGACAAUGAAAACAAGCGCUUCGUCAUCCUUAUCUUGCGUGAACAGCCGCAGCAGGCUGACGGCGGACUUGGCCAGGCGCUGCAGCAGUGUCUCGACCGCUUGUGGGACAAAUCAAAGGAGAACCCAUUUGCAUGGGGAGAAGAAAGCCCCGCCCACAAGGUCGUAGCUCUGGAGCUAGACUGGUCAGCCAUCGUGGGCAUUGACUAUCGCUGCCCGCUGCAUGACGAUGGGCGCCUGACGCUGGAGGCGCGACAGGUCGUCAAGCGGUGCUUCAAGACGGUGGAGGAUGCGCGUGACUUUUACUCGCCGGUGCCUGCUCAGGCCACCAGCUCACGCCGCGCCGCACUCUCGGCGGCGCCCACACCCAGCAAGGUUUCGCUGGAGGGUCACGCCUGGGCGGGUGUGGGCGGCGGCGGUGGCGGCCUUGGUGAUGCCGUGAUGACUGCACACCUUCAGAGGCCCGGCGCAUUAGGGCAACAGACCUCGCAUUCUCCGCGGGAGCACCCCCGGCCGCGCAGCACAAGCACCUCAAGCGCCUUUGCUGCCGCAGCUGGGUGCGCCGGGCCGUCCCAUGCGAGGCCGGACACCACUGGCUGGCGCGCCCUCAGACGUAGCGCGGCGGGGCCUGCGGCGGCGUCCACAGGGCGCGGACAGGAUGCGCAGCUGCGUGAAGAAGCGGCACCUUCCUGGCCGUCCCGCAGUGUCAGCGCCAGUCGAAUGAGCCGGCCGUGCAGUCAGACCGGCCACCGGUCCAGGGUCACGGCACCGGGGGCAGCGAGCUGCUACACGGCAGCUGCGGCCGCAGGCGCCGGCGGCUGCUUGUCCGCGGACGAGGCGCCGAGCGGCAGCCGAGCGCAGUCGGCCUUCACAGGAGCAGCCGCAGCGGCGGCGUCUGCAGCGGCAGUGGCACUUAACGCAGCUGCCGCGGCGGCAGCGGGGGGAGCUGAGGGGCUCCGGUGUCUGGCGGCCAGGCGGAGACUGAACCUGAACGUGGAGCUGCCGUCGUGGGCGUCGGGCGGGACAGCAGACGGUGGGCUGUCGAGCAGGUCGCAGACGGGCACAGGGCGAAGCCGCGAUGCCGCUGGUGCGUCGGGGGGCGGUGGUGGCGGGGGGGGCCUAAGCAAGCCCAUGACGCGUGCGGAGAUGACCCGCCUGAAGCACGAGGAGGUGUCGUCGCCACGGCGAGUGCGCUCCGUGGACAACCUAGCAGCCUUUGGGGAUCAGCACCAGCAGCACCGGGAACCACACCCGCGGCAGGAGCAGGUCGGGACGAGGGCGGUGGCGGACAGCAGUGACGGCUCCGUCUGCGCUGCCGCCCGCGACCGGGGAGUUGCCAGCCUGCGGCAGCGCCCAUGCUCCACAACCGCGCUGCAGCUAAACGGCCGCAGCCGCAACAGCAGCAGGUCCCUGCUUGGCGGGGCGGCGGCGGAGCGGGGCUCGGACCUGCACGGGUCCCUGUCAGGCGUUGGGCCCAACCGCGCCUUCAGCGGUGACCUUGACGCCGUGACCGCGCCGUACAACGCGCGCCUAGCCGCAGCGCGCGAGGCCGCCUACCGGCGGAGCUGUGACGCGGAGGCGCUGGCGGCGGCCCGUGUGCAUGCGCGGCAGCACGGCGGCGCAAGCAGCACACGGAGCGUGCACUACCACCGGUCGCCGCCAGGGUGGGGCACAUCGUGGGAGGACCUCAGCCGUCUGGCCGCCGCAGCCGGCAGCAGCGGUGACCCCGGCAGCGCACUCAGUGCGGGCAGCGGCGGCCGGGCCGCUGCAGCCGCAGCGGGGACAAGCGGCGUGGGCGACUCCGGGCCGGCCGUGGCCGCGGCGGCCGCGGCUGACGAUGUGCCUCGUGCAAGCCGGUGGACGGUACCCAGUGGCACCUAUCGCGCCUGCACGUUGGUACUCAGCUUUCGGGACCCGUUCUUGCCGCAGAUGCUGCGCCGCUUUGUGAAGAGCGACAUUCGCCUGCUGAAGCUGUACGAGAGCGGGCUGCCACCCUGGGCCAUGCUGAUGCCGUGCUACGGGUUGCCGUACCGGCCGUGGAUGCGGCGGGCGGCCUGGCUGGCCUUCCUGGCCAUCUCCGUGGUUUCCAUGGCCGCCGGCUUCUACGACCUGUGGCGGAACGUGCCGUUCCUGAAGCAGGUGGUGACCGCCAUCGCCUCGCGCCUCUACCUGCCGGCCGCCGAGUUCUGGGACCGCCUCAGCGACUGGCUGGAGCGCCACACGCAGCUGCGCAUGAGCAUCCUGCUCACCUACCUGUUCAGCAAGUCGCCGCUGCUGGUGUCCUUCAUGCGCGCGCUCCGCAGCCUGGCGGCGCUGCUGCAGCAGCUGCUGGCGCCGGCCCUCGCGGCGCUGGGCGCGGCCCUGGCGCCCGUGGCGUCGCUGCUGCAGGCGGUGGCGGCUGGGCUGGGCGGCGGCGUGGCGGCAGCGGCGGGUGCGGUGGCGCAGGCGGCGGCGCCCGUGGUCGCGGCGGCGGCGGCUUACGGCUCUGAGGCCGCAGCAUUCGCGGGCAUGGUGCUGGGGCCGCCGGCGCGGGCGGUGUGGGGCGUGGCGGUGCUGGUGGCGCAGCUGGUGCGGCUGGUGGCGGCGCUGUUGGGCAUGGUGCUGGUGGGGCCCGUGCAGCUGGCCUACACGGUGGGGGGCGCGCUGAGCUGGGCGGGCGGCGAGCUGGCGGAGCAGGUGGCGGCGGCGUGGCAGGGCCUGGUGUGGGCGCUGCAGUGGACCGUCACGCUGGGCCGCGCGGCGCAGCGCGUGGCGCCAGCGAUGCAGGCCGGCGCACGGGCGGCGGCGUCGGCUGCGCGGGCAGCGGGUGCGGCGGGCGGUGCUACCGGCGGCGCCGUGGGCGGUCUGACGUCGGGCGUGGCGGUGUGGCAGUGGCUGGGGCUUGAGGUGGUGGGCGCGUACAAUGCAGUGCGCCUGACCUUCGUGCAGGCGCUCAAGUCCUUCCAGGCCGUCAUGAACUUCCUGUGCACGGUGGCGUGUGUGACGGUGCAGCACCGCGUGUCGCUGCUGCUUCAACUGCGCCGCUUCCUCACGCGCCAGAAGGGCCGGCUACCGGCCGCCGUCGCCGCCUCCGUGCCGCUGCCGUCCUUCGUCAGCAUGCCCUCCUUCGACGGCGGCGGCUCCUCCUCGGGCGGCCCCCAAGCCCGCUCGUCUUAUUCGCUCACGCUGUCCACCUCAGGCAACCUGGCCAGCCUGCUCUCUGGCCACUCCAACGGUGGCGGAGCCAGCGGGCACCUGCCUUCGGUGUUCAGUCGCGGCCUGUCGGGGGUUCUGGAGGCCGAGGCGGAGGCGGACGAGUCGUCAAUGAGCUUGCCGGGCGGCGCGUCGCCGGGCGGAAUGUACCACUACAGAUACGUCGCUGUGGCGGCGGCCGCGGCAGCGGCUGCCGGAGGUGACAGCAGUGAGCCGGACAGCGGCGACAUGCGGGUGCUAAUGGCGGCCAUGAUGCAGCGCGAGCAGGCGGAGGCAGAGACAGGAAUGGAUAUGCGGGGAGAGGAAGCGCUGGGCCGGCGGCUCGAAACUGGCGCCGGCGGUGUGGCGCACGGCGGCGCGUUGUUCCGCGGCUCUGCCGCGGCGGGGCUGCGGCGGCGGCAUGUCGGGGGAGAUGGCAGGGGCCACGCUGGCCGCAGCGAGCCGCUGCUGCAGCGCCAGCUGUCAGCUGUGGACGAGUCGGAGCACGAGGGCCUGUCUGGGCCGCAGGGGCGAUGGCCCUGGGGUGGUAGUGGCGGCGGCGGCCCCACUGGAGGGCCCGGCACCAACCACGCGUCGGCGCGCCGGCACACCGCGGACGAGGCGGCGGGCAGCUGGCAGCACGCCAGCUGGGAUGCGCUGCGGGGAUCAGAGCGGGGCAGCAGGCACGAGGAGGAGGAGGAGGAGGAGGAGGACGAGGAGGAGAAGGCGCCAGGGUAUUGGCGGGCGGCGGCUAAGGCCUUGUCCGCGUCACUGAACAGCGCAGAGCAAGGGCGCAACCAACGGGGCUCUGGGCGUGGCCAAAAGCCCCAGCACGCCUCCGCAGGAGAGGGCCUUGCCCAGGGGCAAAGACAGGAGCCGCGACAAGGGAAGAAGAAGCGGCAGCAGAAGCAGCCCCACACGCGACGCGUGGAGGGGCACACCUCUUCAGGCGAGGCCGUGCAUGAACGCGGCAGUGGCAGUAGCAGUGGCGGAGGAGGCGGCCUGGCGGGCGGCCCGCCCCUGGUGCGCGCGGAACCAGCGCCGCACAUUGCCAGGCAUGGGGCGUCCGGUGGCGUGCCCCGUGUCGAGGGCACUUUCACGGUGUUGGGUGGGAUGCCAGCGCCGGCGCCGGAGGACAUUCCACUGGCGCGGCAUCUGCGGUCGUCUUCGGCGCCGUUGGUCGCGAGGCCGCAGGAUGCGGGCUCCUCCCCAGCGACCUUUCCAGCACUGGUGCCUGGAGCAGCGGGCAGUAGGAAGCAGCUACUGAACGGACUUGGGGCCAGCAGCUCUGCGGAGGCUCAAGUGUCUGGCGCAACUUCAGGAGAAGUUGCCACUGGCGGGCCGGCGCGGCAGCAUCGCCCGAGUGACGGUGGCUGCUCCCAGCCGCCAGCGUUGGGCAAUAACGGUAACGGGCCGGCGGGGCGGGCAAGUACGCAGCAGGGGAUGCUGCAGAAGCAGCGGGCCGUUCCCGCGGCGUGCUGAAUUGACGGCUGCCCUGGUGGGUAGAGGUGGAGCGGGAGUACAAUUUAGGGAAUGUCUUUCAUAUGGGGCUCACGCACUGGCAUGUGGCCUCUGCUUCGACAACCUGCUGUAAACGCCAGAUUCUUUUACACUUCGAGCACUGCGUCAUUUGGCAGUCGGCCCUCCUGUAUGCAUAUGUUUUGAUGCCCCGCCUUAUUGGCGGGCGCCGUGUCGACAGGAACUGUAUGUAGACUUGGAUGCCGUGUCUAUUGCGGCCCGUCAGUGGAUACGGACGCGUUUUGGGCAGGAUUGAUGUUUGCGCAUGGACUGCGGGAGAUGGGGGCGGUCCGGUUGUUUUACUUCACCGUUGAAACUUUGAGGCACAGACGAGUAAGAAUGCGGUGCGAACAAGUUGAACUGUAGUAUGUGAGGCAAGUGACCGUCGGCAGCCUUGGACGGGUCGCUCUGCCGCUUGACGGGGGCACGUCGUAAGCGGCCGUAUGCGGCCGUACGCGAUCAUUCCGUGAAGAGGGGCGAGGAGCGCACAUGCAUCGGCUCGGUGUUUGGAUAGCGUAGUUGCUGUGUAACACAGGUUGUAGUUUCUGUGUAACACAGGUUGUAGUUGCUAUGUAACACAGGUCGAGU
Chlamydomonas reinhardtii is the source of this 5457-nucleotide messenger RNA. RefSeq lists its product as uncharacterized. The coding region runs from base 106 to 4833 and encodes 1575 amino acids. Lineage: Eukaryota; Viridiplantae; Chlorophyta; Chlorophyceae; Chlamydomonadales; Chlamydomonadaceae. The transcript has 10 exons. The record is from RefSeq and is a predicted model, not a curated record.